UUCAGUUGCAAAUAAAUGGCGGUGGUGGUUAGUGACGAAACAGAUAUAUUUUUAUAGUAAAUAAACUAUUAUAAUGCCUUAUUGGUAUUACGAUAAAAAGGAUUUGCAGAACACACCGUCAUUUCGAGAUGGGAUCCCAAACGAAACGGAAAAUCGGUACAGGAAGGAAGGCGCGCGAUUUAUCAUCGACACAGGGUCAAAGAUGGACUUAGGUUAUAAUACAGUAGCCACUGGUGUUGUUUAUUUCCAUCGAUUCUACAUGUUUCAUUCGUUCAGAACAUUCCCAAGGUAUAUAACAGCGUGUUGUUGCCUUUUUCUCGCGGGGAAAGUCGAGGAGACACCAAAGAAGUGUAAAGAUAUAAUAAAAGUUGCCAAAUCGUUGUUAACCGAGCACAAGUUUGGUACGUUUGGUGAUGAUCCCAAAGAGGAGGUGAUGACCUUGGAGAGGAUUUUGCUGCAGACAAUUAAAUUCGACCUGCAAGUAGAACAUCCAUAUGGUUACCUUCUUAAGUAUGCCAAGUGCCUUAAGGGAGACAAGGCUAAAUUGCAAAAAAUGGUCCAAAUGGCUUGGACUUUCGUUAAUGAUAGCUUAUGCACAACACUCUGCCUCCAAUGGGAGCCAGAAGUUAUAGCAGUAGCGCUAAUGUUCCUCGCCGGCAAGCUGAGUAAGUUUGAGGUGGUGGACUGGAAUGGGCGGGCGCCCAAACACAGUGCAUGGUGGGACAUGUUCGUUGAGGACAUCACUAUGGAACUGCUAGAGGAUAUCUGUCAUCAGGUGCUAGAUCUCUAUUCGCCGCAGACGCAGCCGUCCGGCGGCGACUCCCCUCCCUCGCAGCAGGGCGCAAAACCGCCAAAAAACGACAAGAAGCCCUCCGUUACACCGCCCACUUCCGCAUCACCUGUCGCCGUCACUAAAACCGUCACACCGGUGAAGAACGGUGAUAAAAUCGAGCCCCCGAAAAUAGAUAUGAGGUUCACAUAUCCAGGCUACCCGGCGAUAACAUACUGGCUUAAUUUUGAGCCUCACUAA
Messenger RNA from Zerene cesonia (dogface butterfly), 1030 nucleotides. Its product is annotated as cyclin-K. Gene Ontology annotation, molecular function: cyclin-dependent protein serine/threonine kinase activator activity. Gene Ontology annotation, biological process: regulation of transcription by RNA polymerase II; positive regulation of DNA-templated transcription, elongation. Gene Ontology annotation, cellular component: nucleus; cyclin/CDK positive transcription elongation factor complex. The record is from RefSeq and is a predicted model, not a curated record. NCBI's taxonomy places the organism in Eukaryota, Metazoa, Arthropoda, Insecta, Lepidoptera, Pieridae. The transcript has 4 exons. The coding region runs from base 74 to 1030 and encodes 318 amino acids.